Molecule: messenger RNA, 1839 nt
Organism: Saccharomycodes ludwigii
Lineage: Eukaryota; Fungi; Ascomycota; Saccharomycetes; Saccharomycodales; Saccharomycodaceae
Gene: MET28
Product: Met28p
Exons: 1
Coding region: 1-1839 (612 amino acids)
Biological process (GO): regulation of DNA-templated transcription
Molecular function (GO): DNA-binding transcription factor activity
Source: RefSeq, a predicted model, not a curated record
AUGGAUGACAACACUUUUUUGAAGAAGUUGCAGUCUUUAAUUAGCAGUAAUGAACAGCUAGGCUUAACUUUACUUUCAUUACUAGUAAAUAAUAACAGUAGAAAUAAUAAUCCAUCUUCUCCGGAAAAUAGUACUGUUAAAGAAACUAACAGUCAUACUAAUGAAAAUACUAAUACGGAAGCACUAUUGAAGCUAGUAUUAGAAAAAUUACAAAAUUCACCUGGUCAUCAACAACAACAGCAGCAGGACUCAUUUGAACAACUUCAACAUACAUCAACAACUUUAUUACCUAAAUCUAACGCACCAAAGGCAAACAUAAAUAAAAAGAAACAGCCAUCUUCUUCUAUUGUUGAUACCUCUCUCCCCACCUUUUAUAGAACAAAUGUCUCAACACUAAGAACAAAUCAUAGCACCGGGAGUAGCUUAAAAAAAGUUGCAUUGCCAGUACCAUUAACAACUACAACAACAAAUGCCAAUAAUACCGGUCCCUCAAAUUCACCUAUCGCUCAAUCGCCUAUAUCGCAAAUAUAUAGACAGGCUAUUCCUUCCGCCAGGACUACCUCUAUAACUUCUAAUACUAAUGCCAUAACCAACAACAAUACACAUACUUUGACGAAUAGACUUUCUACUUCUCCUGUGCCACAAACUAAUACAUUGAAAACAAGAACCAGAACCAUAAAUAAUGAUAGCACCACGAAUACUGAUGUAACUAACAAUAGUAAUCAACGCCAUUUUAAUUUUUUAGAUAAUAAUGGCAGGAUCUCAACAACGCUGAAAGUAAUAGAUAAGGAAAUCUAUAAAAAAAAAUCAAACACUUCUUCAUUAUUAAAGUCUACAGAUAAGGUGAUCAAUACUGAUUUUUUGCCCAUGACCAAGAGCAAAGAAAUUACAGAGGGUACUCACUCUUCUUCACCUUUAUUGCCAUCAACGCCAACUAUAUCGGAUCAUCUACCAAAUAAGAAUUUUUCUUCAAAGAAAACAACUCUUAGGACUAGCGGCACGAAUAGUACUACAGUCAUGGGUUUAAACACGGAUAAUACUGGAAUUCGCGGUAACAUUAUUAAUAUCGAUAGUCACAUAGGUAAUGACGAUGAUACUAAUAAUUCUACUACUCUUACUUCCAAUACAAAUAAUAGUGACACUAACAACUAUAAUACUAAUACUCAUAAUUCUAUUGCUUCUAACUCUGGUGUCACUAGGAAUCAUAAUGAUUUUUUAUUUAAUGCUGAUAUCUUUAGUACAGAUUCUACACUUUUCACAAGUACUAAUCAAAACACUAGCCCUGUGAAUAAUAGUAGUGUAGCUAGUAAUAAGAAUGAAGGUACAAGAUUAUCCAGUACAAGUAAUUCUACAGUGACCUUGGCAAGCACAAUAAGCAGCAGCAGCAGCAGCAGCAACAGCAGCAGUAAUAAAAGUAACAGCAAUAACACUGAUUUAAUAGCAUUGACCACAAAUAGCAGGGAAAAGAACAAUGUCAACACUAAUACUAAUAAUAUUCACAAUUUUAAAACAAAUAAUACCAAAAGUUCAAAAAAAUUAUUCACAAAAGUCCUUGACGGUGUUUUAAAAACUUUUCAAAAUGAAGAAGAAUAUACUCUAUUUAUUAAAAGGAAAAAAUGUGUAGAGGCAUCCGCCAAAUUUAGAAUUAGGAAGAAAAUUAAACACAAGGAAAAUUUGCAAAAAUUAACUGAAUUAAGUAAACAGGUUAACACAUUACAAUCCAAAAUUUUAGAAUUAGUUGAGGACAAUAAGUUUUGGAAAGAAAAAUUAACUUAUUAUAACCAGUUAAAGAGUAAAGAGUUAUUAGAAUCGCUUAAAAAACAAAGUAUAGGAGAGUAA